UGUGGAAGCUGUUAACUUCCCAAGGUCUGGCAGAGUUUAGUAUUCUGGGCAGUAGUUUCGCCCGGCUCCCUCCCUGCACCAGGCCUCUAUGUGACAACAACAACAACACCCACACCGCCAGAGAAAAAUGCUACGACUGCUGGGCACAGACGACUACGAGGUGGGCACCAGGAUCAAGGGCAUCAACGCCCGCACCAUCUUCACCCUGGCCCUGGGUGCUGUCGGGUUUCUUCUCUUAGGAUUUAUCAUAGGAUGGUUGGCAAAAUCCAGUGGAAGCUCCAAUUCUUCUCAACUGUCUCAAAAUAUGAGGAAAGAAUUUUGGGAUGAAAUGAAGGCCGAAAAUAUCCAACAUUAUCUCUACAAUUUUACUCGGGUCCCUCAUUUGGCCGGGACAGAAGAGAAUUUUCUUUUUGCUAAACAAAUCCAAACUCAAUGGAAGGAAUAUGGACUGGACAAUGUAGAACUAGCUCACUAUGACAUUCUGCUGUCAUACCCCAAUGAAUCGAAUCCCAACUACAUCUCUAUCGUAGAUGAGCAAGGACGAGAGAUAUUCAACACGUCUUUAUUUGAGCCCACGCCGCCGGGAUAUGAAAACGUUACAGAUGUUGUCCCACCAUUCAAUGCAUAUUCAGCAUCUGGGACACCAGAGGGAGAUCUCAUUUAUGUGAACUAUGGGCGGACAGAAGACUUUUUCUAUCUCGAGCGGGAGUUGAAUAUUAGUGUUCAGGGGAAGAUUGCAAUUGCAAGAUACGGAAAAAUCUUUCGAGGCAACAAGGUCCACAAUGCAGAAAAAGCAGGAGCCAAGGGAAUUAUCCUGUAUUCUGAUCCGGCUGAUUACUGUGCUCCGGGUGUUGACCCCUAUCCAGAUGGUUGGAACCUGCCAGGUGGUGGUGCCCAACGUGGUAAUGUCCUGAAUCUAAAUGGAGCCGGGGACCCUCUAACACCAGGUUAUCCUGCAAAAGAAUAUACCUACAGAUCGGAUAUAAAAGACGGUGUAGGACUUCCUAAAAUCCCAGUCCAUCCUAUUGGCUAUAAUGAUGCUGUGGCCUUACUACGAAACAUGGGAGGAGCUCCAGCCCCAAACAGCACCUGGAAAGGAAAUCUGAACGUGUCUUAUAACAUCGGACCCGGCUACUCUGGAGACAGUGUGACCCAAAAGGUCAGAAUGCACAUCCAUUCCUACAGCGAGAUAAGAAGGGUAUACAAUGUUAUAGGAACCAUCAAAGGCGCGGUGGAGCCAGACAGAUAUGUCAUCCUUGGGGGCCACAGGGAUGCCUGGGUAUUUGGAGGGCUUGACCCACAAAGCGGAGCAGCUGUAGUAAAUGAAAUUGUCAGAAGUGCUGGGAAAUUGAAAAGACAAGGUUGGAGGCCAAGGAGGACGAUGAUUUUUGCCAGCUGGGAUGCAGAAGAGUACGGGCUCUUAGGCUCUACAGAGUGGGUGGAGGAGAAUGUUAAACUACUUGACAAAAGGGCGGUGGCGUACAUCAAUGCAGACUCCUCUGUGGAAGGGAACUAUACAUUGAGAAUUGACUGUACGCCUUUACUAUACCAGCUGGUGUACAGUUUGGCAAAAGAGAUCCCCAGCCCCGAUGACGGCUUUGAAGGUAAAUCCCUCUAUGAAAGCUGGCACCAAAAGAAUAACUGGACAGACUAUAAGGACGCUCCAAGGAUAAACAAACUGGGGUCGGGAAAUGACUUUGAAGCAUUUUUUCAGCGGCUCGGCAUUGCGUCUGGAAGAGCUCGGUAUACAAAGAACCCGAAAGAGGGAAGAUAUAGCGGCUACCCCGUUUACCACAGCGUCUACGAGACCUAUGAGAUUGUGGAUAAAUUCUAUGACCCCCUGUAUAAAAAUCACCUGGUGGUGGCCAAAGUACGAGGUGGGCUUGUCUUCGACCUGGCCAAUGAGGUGGUAAUCCCCUUCAACACCCAGGACUAUGGCGAUGCCCUGAAAAAUUACGCCAAUGUCGUACACAACAUAGCACAGAAACACAAACUGCAGAUGGACACCUAUAAUGUCUCUUUUGAGUCACUAUUUUCUGCUAUUGAAAAUUUCACAAAGUCUGCGGCAUCAUUUCAGGCACGGUUGAAAGAUCUUGAUGUGACAAACCCAAUAGAAGUUCGGUCUGUGAAUGAUCAGCUCAUGUUCUUGGAGAGAGCAUUCAUUGACCCUCUGGGAUUACCUGGACGUCCCUUCUACAGACACAUCAUCUAUGCUCCAAGCAGUCACAAUAAGUAUAUGGGGGAAUCUUUCCCUGGGAUCUACGACGCACUCUUCGACAUCGAGAACAAAAGUGACCAGCGCUCGGCCUGGGAGGAGGUGAAGAGGCAGAUUUCUAUAGCCACCUUCAUGGUCCAGGCGGCCGGGCAGACACUGGAGGAUGUGUUAUGAUUAUAAUGUACAUAGGAUAUUUAUAUAAUAAGCUAAUGAGACAACAUUUCACAAGAUCCUGAUUCUUUACUCUGUUUUAUUUUAUUUUAUUGACUUUCAGCCAUAAUACCAUUCACCUGAAAAACUGAUUGGGACUUAAAGGGACACUAACCUUAUUGUUUAUGGUCACGAUCGUAUAACAAGAUUGUAUGUAAAUAUCAUGAAGCAGAACCAGUCCAACACGUUAUUAUAUUUUUAACACAUCCUGUUCCAUUAUUCUGUCUUAUUAAUAGAGGGUUGUUAAAGGGGUUACCUAACAUAAGGUGACUUAAGUAAUUGUCAUACAAUAAUGGACAUGCUUACCAAGGAUCUGUGCUGGUGUUGGUGGUAAAUGGCCAUGUCCUGUGUCUCCCAUUAUGCUGCUGGGUUGUUUUAGGGAACUGGCUACUUCCUGUUUCUGUGGCCUCCCUCAUACUAUAAUCCCCAGGAUCCUGUGUUUUAAGGAGGUAGGUGACAUAUUUUCCUCCCACACAUUGGUUGCCCCACCCAAUACAGCACAACCUGACACACAAGCUGUGGAUGUGUGUGAGGACGCAUGCACGCACAUGUGCGCUGGUAACAUCAUCAGGGGGCUGGCGUCAUUAACCCCAGAUGAAGCAGUGAAGCCCCCUUUCAGCACCUUACCGACUUGUGAUGUAUUGUCUCGGGCCGCACAGCAAGCUGGGAAAGGUCCGAGACCACACUCAUUUUGUAGGCUGCAGAAAAUGAACUUCUGGGAAAAAGAAAGACAAAGUAUUAUGCUUGUUAGUGUAAAUGCAAGAUUUGCUAAUUUUGGUCCAAAAAGCGGAAUACAAAUGAUCAUAAGGUAGCAUGUAUCACAACACUUGUAAAAA
This is a messenger RNA of Hyla sarda, 3261 nucleotides long. Its product is annotated as putative N-acetylated-alpha-linked acidic dipeptidase. NCBI's taxonomy places the organism in Eukaryota, Metazoa, Chordata, Amphibia, Anura, Hylidae. Gene Ontology annotation, molecular function: carboxypeptidase activity. Bases 128 to 2389 code for a protein of 753 amino acids. The transcript is spliced from 19 exons. The record is from RefSeq and is a predicted model, not a curated record.